AUGAGACCAGUCUACCGUUCAAGAGAGCCAUAUAGCUAUCGACAAGAAUUAGAUGGCACGAAUCUAAGUGCUGCGAAGCUAGAAAGGAUCCUUAGUCGCCGCUGGAGCAACAGAUAUACUGUCGAGAUGCAAUCCAACAGACUUACAAUCUGCACACCCGGCCUUUUGUCUGAACGUGACAUUGCUAGCUGUUACCGAUGA
Molecule: messenger RNA, 201 nt
Organism: Fusarium poae
Lineage: Eukaryota; Fungi; Ascomycota; Sordariomycetes; Hypocreales; Nectriaceae
Exons: 2
Coding region: 1-201 (66 amino acids)
Source: RefSeq, a predicted model, not a curated record